Messenger RNA from Eruca vesicaria subsp. sativa (arugula), 1613 nucleotides. NCBI's taxonomy places the organism in Eukaryota, Viridiplantae, Streptophyta, Magnoliopsida, Brassicales, Brassicaceae. The record is from the annotation of a GenBank genome assembly.
ACUGUAUUUCAAAAAAAAAAAAAAAAACAGAGAGCAAACCCUAGAUCGUGUGUAGAAAUGGAGACGAAUGUAGUGGGGUUUAGGUUUAGUCCCACGGGAGAAGAAGUAAUCAACUAUUACCUCAAGAACAAGAUUCUUGAAAAAACAUGGCUCGUCAACGAAGCCAUUAACGAGAUCAACAUCUAUGCUCACGAUCCAGAGUGCUUGCCUUCGUUGUCGAAGCUGGAAUCGAAGGAUCUUAUAUGGUACUUCUUCACUCCCAGGGAGUACCACGUAUCUGAUAAGAAGAAGGGAACGAAGAGGACAACACCUUCAGGGUUCUGGAAAGCUACCGGCAAGGAUCGGAUAAUCAAGGACAGGAGAGGACACGGUGUUGAGAUAGGAAUCAAGAAGACGCUUGUGUACCAUCAUGGUAAAGCUGCUAAUGGAGUUGGGACUCCUUGGGUCAUGCACGAGUACCACACCACUUCCUUGCCUCUUAACCAGAGGAAGUAUGUUAUCUGCCAAGUAAUGUACAAGGGAGACAGUCUGUAUGGUAAUAGCUCCAAUGUGUUAAGCCACUCCACCACGGUCUCUGACUUGAACACUACCAGAGAAAUUAACACAGCUCCUGAGGUUGAGCAACCAAGGCAAGAUCAUCUCGGUAUGUCUGUGGAUGAAUGGGAUAACCUACUGAACGAGCAAGAUGAUGUCUCUCUAUUCAAUCCCGACACGUUUUUAAACGACAACUACUACCCUUACCAGCAGCCACAAGCUCCCUGCUGCGAAGAUGAUUAUAUUAGUGAACUGCUGAGUUUUAAGGAAGGGAAUUUUAAUGAUGUGCUUGCUGAUCUAGACGUCACAAUGAUGCAAGAGCACCGCAACGAUCACAGACCAAAGAAACCUUCGACAGGGUUCAUUGUUGAUUCUAGCAGUGACAGGGAUGCCGAAUCCAUGUCCGCAACGAGUUACCAAGGAACAUCAAGUCCAGAUAGCUUUCAUAGUUUGAGUGGACGCUUCCACACUAAUGUACAAGAGAUUUCAUCUUUGAGGAAAGACUCUUUCACAGAUACACAACCUCCUGCAGAUCUGCGCACAAUACCAUCAAAACUUGAGGUGAAAGAAGAAAAGUGCAUGGAGAAGAAGUCAUCAUCAUCAUUAUCUAUGGUGAAGACAGAGAAGAAGGGAUGGUUUAUAACAGAGGAAGCAAUGGACAGAAGAAACCGCAAGAAUCCACGUUUAAUCUAUCUCAUGAACAUAAUCAUAGGAUUCAUCCUCUUGAUGGCUGUCAUUGGUAACAUCAAAUCUGUUUUACUAAGCGCCAAUACUUGAUGAAGUUUGAUUGCGAGGAGAGGCAAAGUAGAUGGAUCUAAGUACUCGUUUCUUAAUUGGCUUUUUUUUUCUUCUGAUUUUGUUUUGAAUGUGUGAUAUAUAUAUAUAUAUAUAUGUGUGUGUGAAUAUGUAUGAGCAAUCGAUGGAAACUCAAUUGUUCUUCUGAAAAUGAAAUAUACAGGUGUUUCUUGUGGUAAAAGUGAAAUUUAGGACUCUCAACCUAGUGUAAGGUACUUCUUAUGCCUCAAGAUGGUUCGAUUAUAUAAGAUGUUUCGCUUAAAAUCACAAAAAUAAGAUGUUUA